AUGUUUCAGGGACCAGUAGCCGGCGCCCCGGCGAACGGCGACAACGAUGCUGUUACCCGCGAUCUUAGCGGUUUCGUUGUCGAGGCUGCCAUUGCAUGUAAGGGAUGUGCGCCUCCGUGCAUUUGUCCCGGUUCAAAGGGAGAAAAAGGUGUCCAAGGAUUCAUUGGCGAAAUCGGCCAUCCC
Molecule: messenger RNA, 183 nt
Organism: Strongylus vulgaris
Lineage: Eukaryota; Metazoa; Nematoda; Chromadorea; Rhabditida; Strongylidae
Source: the annotation of a GenBank genome assembly